Myotis lucifugus (little brown bat) is the source of this 916-nucleotide messenger RNA. It is a transcript of the gene ZFAND2A, whose product is annotated as zinc finger AN1-type containing 2A. NCBI's taxonomy places the organism in Eukaryota, Metazoa, Chordata, Mammalia, Chiroptera, Vespertilionidae. The coding region runs from base 391 to 897 and encodes 168 amino acids. Gene Ontology annotation, molecular function: zinc ion binding. The record is from RefSeq and is a predicted model, not a curated record. The transcript has 5 exons. Gene Ontology annotation, biological process: protein targeting to ER; proteasome-mediated ubiquitin-dependent protein catabolic process. Gene Ontology annotation, cellular component: cytoplasm; endoplasmic reticulum.
GGUCGGGCUCUCGAGGUCGGAGCACCGCUGGGUUGACAGUGGAGGACGGUUGGGAACCGACCGUGCCGGGAGGGUUGCGGGAGCCCGGAAGAGCCGCGGCUCAGUGGCUUAGGUGCGGCGGUGAGGGUGGCAGCAGAGGCCCUUUGGAGGGAGCGACCCUGCACCGACGCGAGGGGGCAGCAUAGGAGACGCUCCCCGGAGCGGAGGGCGCGGGAGGGACAGGCCGGAAGGCCGUCGGGGUUUGAUCUCUGGGAGGGACAAGAGUUCUCACAGACCAGGCGGGGACCGGGUCCCGAGGGCGCCUUGGGAGGCGCAGUGGCUUCUCCAGUUGUCUCCGUUUUCCACGGUGCUGCUACACUCUGCCCUCUGUGUUCGGGACACUUUCUCCUGAUGGAGUUCCCUGACUUGGGGAAGCAUUGUGCAGAAAAGACCUGCAAGCAGCUAGAUUUUCUUCCAUUGAAAUGUGAUGUAUGUGAGCAAGAUUUCUGUAAAGAUCAUUUUACCUACGCUGCACAUAAAUGUCCCUUUGCAUACAAGAAGGAUGUUCAGGUCCCAGUGUGCCCGCUUUGUAACCGCCCAAUCCCCAUAAAGAAGGGAGAGAUACCGGAUGUGGUGGUUGGUGAGCACAUGGAUCGAGAUUGUGGAUGCCGUCCUGGGAAGAAGGAGAAGGUGAGGACCGGUUCCCUGUCGCUCUACAUCCUCUGGAUCAUAGCUGCACACGCGGGAGCAGAGCCGUCAGCAUCGGGGGGUGAGAAGUCCCAGCCCGGUGCUGGCCUGACGCCUCCCCUGACGAGGGUAGAGCCAGCUUCCCGCCCACGGAGGGCGACGAACAGCCUGGAGCCUUGUUCUCUGUCAAGUGGUGGAUGCAGGAGUUUGCAUGAAUAUGAUCUUCAUUAAAGUUGGAUUCUAAAUUAAA